Messenger RNA from Mauremys mutica (yellowpond turtle), 4802 nucleotides. RefSeq names its product maestro heat-like repeat-containing protein family member 1. The transcript has 42 exons. Lineage: Eukaryota; Metazoa; Chordata; Testudines; Geoemydidae. The coding region runs from base 179 to 4495 and encodes 1438 amino acids. The record is from RefSeq and is a predicted model, not a curated record. Gene Ontology annotation, cellular component: cytoplasm.
GGGAGCACACGGCUGUCUGGGCUCUGCUUUUCAGACAGUUGGGAGCAAUUUUUCAAGCGUUUCGCACCUGUUUAUACAGAACUCACGGAGGAAUCCACAUCCUCACUGUCAUCUGCGAUUAUAUGUGAGACAUCAACAUUCUUCUGUGGCUCGACCAUCCCAGCACAGAGGAACCAAUAUGGAUCUUUAUGGCUACCUCCGCCGACUGCUGGUCCUGUCUGGAGCCACAGACCAGGGGAAUGAGGCUACGGCAGCCACUGGGUUUUGCAGCCCUUCCCUAUCUGGGCCUGCUGCUUCAGACACAGCAGUACAAGAGACUGCAGUGUCAGCCAGAGAUGGCACAGAGUCUUCUGGUCCAGGAGUCAAUAUGGGGCUUUUGGACCGUCUAUACCGAAGACUUACUCACACUAUUGGAUGGACACCUUUCCAAACAGACAGGACAAAUCUGGACUCCAGCCAGCCAGGCCCCACUGACUCUUCUGUCCCAGACACAGAGGAGCAGAAGGUGGCCCAAAAACAAGACCCGGCGCCACAAACCCUGGCUGCAGGAGCGGGCAGCCACUCCAGCACUUUCUGUGCUGAGCCCCGUGAUCCAGGCACCAAGCGAAAGGCCUAUUUGUCACCCAGGGGACAGCUCGCCCCAAUCAGCAAGGAGGAGGAGGAGGAGGACAGGCCAAGGAAGACCAGAGGCCUUGCUUGCGUGAGGGACAUGGAUGAGGCUGCCCUGAGGAAGGACAUUGGCACCCUCUUCCCAGCACUCCACUCCAUGGUGUGUCAUCUCCCCAGAGAACACCUGGAGGAACGGAGAGAGGCCCUGGACUCUCUGGUCCAUCUGGCUCGCUUGUUCCUGGUGGAGCUGCUUGUAUUCCUGUUCAGAAGGCUGAACAAGGAUGAGGAAGAGGAGACCUGUGCCAGUCUCUGCAUUCUGGACCAGAUAGUCCGAUCCAACAUUUCCGAGAUGACACAGCACACAGAGCAGCUGUUCUUAGCCCUGGGGCCAGUCCUGCAGAGCACAAGCAUACGGGUCAGAGAAGCCCUUGCUUAUUUGAUACGCACAAUGGGGAUGCAUGGGCUCUUGGAGAAACCUGAUUCAAGACCCUUAAUUGACUUCUUGGUGUGUCAGUGCACCCUACCCCUCGACAGCACGGAGGCAGCAGACGGGAGGCACACCAUGGAGCUCGAGGUCCGCCAGCUCUGCUCCAGCACCCUGCAGUCCCUGGGUGAUUCCCCCAGAAUGGCCAAUGUUUUAUGGCCUGGGCUGCUCCUUCAGCUGAGCCCAGCAGCCCAUGGGCCAGCCCUGCCUCUCCUCCUGCAGACCUCGGUCGGGGUGGUAAAGAGGCUGCAGGAGGAAGGCAGGCUGCCCUUGGCCAGGAGGAGCGGCAAGGCGAACAGAGGGUGUCGGUCAAGCCCCAGGACCACUCUACCCCAGGAGCUGCUGGCUCGGCUGCUGGUGCUCGGUGCGUCUUCAUGCAUGACGGUGCAGGUCAGAAGGGCAGCUAUGUUCCUCCUCUUCCAGCUGAUGAGCAUGUUCCAGGCCGGCUCGGGCCGAUUCUGGAAUAACUACACGACGGAAAUGCUCCUCUACGUGGAAGAUGACAAGACCUGCUUCUGCCAGAGGGAGUGGGAGCAGCAGCUGCUGCAGUUCCUGGAAGACCUUCUCUUCCUCAUCUCGGACCAUACCUGGCUGGGCUGUUUCAUCACCAGUAUCAGGCGCCAGCUGGCCCACAGCGAUAAGCGGCCCAGUGACAAGAGCUUUCUCUACAAGUGCUGGGGCACCGGGCUGAUGUUAUCUCCAGAAGAGAGCAUCAAGCCCCAGCUAUGGCGCCUGAUGGAGCUGGUCAAUUUCAGAGAAGAAGAGGAAAGGGAGGGAUUCGCCCGAGCGCUUGGGCUGUGUGCCAGGAAACACCUCUAUGAGAUUUUUGCCAUCCUGGAGCACUGGGAAGAGGUUGUCAGCAGGGUGCAGCUCCAGCCUUCUGCUGCUGGCUCUCUGGAGGAGCCAGCUUCCAUCGAGCAGCUGAGAAGCCUCCUGCUCCUCACCUAUGGGCACGUGGUCCACUCAGUCCCCACAGACCUCAUCCUAGAGACCAUAGGAUACAAGAUCCUGUCUCCCAUGCAGAAACACUAUUUUCUGAGCCCACACGACCCGUUGGUGAGAUCUGCAUUUGUGAGAAGCCUCGUGCUGGUGGGUGAAGCUGUCACCCAAGUGAGCAGGAUUCCCUUGGUGAGCCAGGACACAUACACCGUGCUGUCCCCCGUGCUGGAGAUUCUCAGAGGCAAGGACCGGGCCCGGCUGCAGAGCCCCGACCACAAGUGUGCCCUGCUGGCCAUCUCAUACAUAGGGAAAUUCCAGCCUCGCCUGUCUAAGGAGCAGGUGACUGAGACCAUCAGCACUUGUGUCACCAGCGCCAUGAUUCAGCGUCCAACCCUGGCGAAGCUGAGAGGGACUGAGGUGGCAGAAAGCUCUGCUAUCCGGGCAGAGUCUCUCCAAGAACUGCCCUGGGAGGGCCUGGACCAUGUGCUGCAGACAUUCCUGGAACAGCACCUGACCCCCACCACGCUACUGCAUCUGUUUCUGCACUUGCAGCCAUGGAUCUGCUCCCCCCGGGCCCAGGAGAGGACCCGAGCUGUGAGAGCCAGCGCCCGGCUCUUCAUGUUUUAUCGAUUCAAGGCCAUCACCGAGGACCUGAAACCCAUGGCGGAGCAGGGCUACAUGGCCGGGCUGCUGACAAGCCAGGCCUUCGAUACUGAGGAGACCACCCGAUACUGGACAUCUCAGGCUCUCUACUGGCUCUUCACGCCUUGCACAGCCGUCGUGUACAGCAAGACAGGGGCGGUGGUGACCGUGCUGAGCAAGGCGCAGAAGGAUGCCAGCUGCAGAGAGAGCCCUGCCCAUGUUGCUAUGCUCAUCGCGGAACACCUGCAGUCCCGUGACCUCAUGCCCUUCAGCUUCACCCUGCUGGUGGGCCUGCUGGAGAAGGGGGAGUGUGCUGAGCAGCUGGUGGGCGUCAUGGAGGCGGUGCUGAGACAGCAAAAAUCAGAGCUACAGGGCCAAGUGCAGGAUCUCCAAGCCGCUCUUUCCUACACACUGAGCCCACCCCGGGGAGGGCGGCUGAGUGAUGGGACAAGAGACAUCCUCCACCUACUGGCCAGGCAACACACCAAGACCGCGGUCAGCAUCCUCCUGAAGAUGCCCUGGCCUUACAAACACCACAUCAAGGCCAUCUGGAGGUUCCUGGGUGCAGACCCCAUGCUGACCAGGGAGGUACUCCACAUCCUGCUGGACGACAGCCCGGAGAAGGGCUGGGCUAACCCUGGACAGACCCAGGACAGGAGCUGCCCCCAGCCAGACCGGCUGCCCCCGGCGACCACAUACGGCCUGUGGGAGCUGAUUGGGGCCUUGGGGCAAGGGGACACCCUGGAGGGACGCGAGGACGACCUGUUCGCCUCUUGCUUCCUCGCCAUCGCCAGCCCCCCAGCACAACACCUCUUAGGAGUCCAGCAGGACCGGCCCAGUGACACCAGUCCACGCAGCAUGGCCGUGCAGGCCCUGGCGCGGGUGCUGCGCCUCAGGGGCAGUCAGCCAGCUGUGGAACUAAUGGACCAGGAGCAAGGCUGGCAGCUGCUGGAGGAGGCCCAGCCCGAGGGGUUCACUCUCCUUAGCAGAGCCAUAGUGAGCCACCCAAACCUGGUCCUGAAGAGCAUCCCACAGCUUCUCCUUCCCAGCCUGCAGGCCAGCCAGGAGGGUGAACGCAUGGCCUGCACCGCCCUGUUUGCAGAGUUCCUCGGCAGCCCCCUGCUGAUGGAGAAUGAGCCCAAGGCCAUGCGGAAGCAGGUGCUGAAGGCCAUGCUGCAGCAGUCGCAGGACAGCAACAUCCACAUUCGUGGCAGAGCCCUGCAUGGCCUCAGGAACGCAGUGACCGCGUUCCCGGACAAGGUCAGGAAGAAGAGAGACCAGAUUCUGGCGAGCUUUGUCCACGGCGUAUGCCAAUCCUGCGACCCCUGCGCCAUUCUGGACGCGACGGAAGGGCUCUGCUGGAUGCUGCGGGACCCCAAGGCGCCUCUGAAGGCGCAUGUUGCCGUUCCGCUGGCCAUGCAGGCGAGAACAUUCUUUGAGGAUGAGAACAGCAGCCUGAGGUGGGCCUCCAUAGAGCUCUUUGGCCAGCUCACCAAAUUUGUUUCCAAGAGGUCAUCCCGCUUUGGGGCUGAGGUGGAGAAGAGCAUGGGGACGCUGCUCAUCCACCUACAAGACGGGGACCACCAGGUGGCCCAGGCGUGCAGGGUGGCAUUGCUGCACUGCGCACCCUUCCUGAGCUACCAGCCCCUGCGCACGCUCGUGCGGAGCCAGCUGGCCGAGGGAGCGGCCCCCGCCAUCCCCACCUUCCUGAGCGAAGCCUGCAGGACCCUGCUCCAGGACUGCCCAGGGAGGCUGAGCAAGAAGGCUGCCCUGAGAGCAGCAGCUGCCCAACAGCUGAUCGGAUACAUGAUGGAGAAUUGAAGCCAGAGAAGAGCAGCAGGCUUGGACCACCCGCCCUGCUACAGAAGAUUGGAGACAUUUUCUCCCCCAGCAGUUAAACUGCUUUUCUGACUAGACAGUUUCACCUUCCCUUCUCCUUGUCACAGACCACAUGACUGUUCACAGACAAACACUGGGAGAUUGGGAUGGCUUUUCUAACAGGGAAAUGACCACUUCCCAGAGACAAACCAUACCCGUUGAGCUGAACUGAGGAAACUACAAUGCAUUGGUGACCUUCCAGAAAACACCAUCCUAGCCACCAUGGAUGUAGAGGCUCUCUACACAAACA